GCCCCAGUCAGCAGUUUGCAUCCACACAUGACAACACCUGACUGUGCUGCUGCAGCACGACACCAACUCUCAUGGCGUCCUGCUGCUCCGUCUUGCUGUCUCUGCUGCUCCUCGCUGCGGGACACAAGUGUCUCUCCGUUAAUCCGCUACUUGUCUUUCUCAUCGAUGGUUUCCGUCAUGACUACAUGGACGACCUGCACUCUCUCCCUGGCUUCAAGGAGCUUGUUUCCACAGGAGUCAAAGUGGACUACAUGACGCCGGACUUCCCCACUUUGUCUUAUCCCAACUACUACUCCUUAAUGACUGGCCGUCACUGUGAAGUUCAUCAAAUGAUUGGAAACUACAUGUGGGAUGAAUCCUCUGGGAAAGAGUUUCUGAUUGGCUCCAAUCCUGACAGCAGAUUGCCGCUUUGGUGGAAUGGAUCAGAACCAUUAUGGAUUACUUUGCAGAAACUCGGAAAGAAGGUUUUCAUGUACUACUGGCCAGGCUGUGAGGCAGAGAUUCUCGGGGUUCGCCCAACCUUCUGUGAAGAAUACGUCUACAACCCAUCAAUACAAAACCUAACUUAUUCAAUUGAAAAUGCUCUCAACAUCCUCAAGUCUGGUGGUGCAAGCAUGGCAGCCAUAUAUUAUGAGAACGUGGAUGUGGAAGGACACCACUUUGGCCCAGACUCUCCUCAGAUCAAAAUAGCGUUACAUCAGCUGGACUUGGCCAUGCAGACGCUCAACAACAAAAUCAAAGAGAAGAAUAUGGUGAAUAAAAUCAACAUUGUGAUGUUUUCCGACCAUGGUAUGACAAAAAUUGAUUGGAUGGAGAAAGUCAUCGAGCUGGACAAGUACAUCAACAUGUCAGAUGUUGUCAAGAUGUUGGACAAAGGACCAGUUGUGAGUUUGUGGGUGAAAGGAGAUAAGUUCCAACAGGUACAUGCUGCUUUGUCCAAGGUCCCUAACAUGCAUGUUUAUGCCAGAGAGGACAUCCCUGAACGCUUCCAUUACAGAGGCGGGAAGUUUGUUGCCCCAAUGACCCUGGUGGCUGAGCCAGGCUGGUUUAUCAUCCAGAAUAAGGCCAAACUCCCGUACUGGAACAAUGACAGCAGUGUGCAGCCCCUGGCUUGGCAAAAUGGUUGGCAUGGUUACGACAAUGAAUUCCUCGACAUGGGCGGCUUUUUCUUGGCUGCAGGACCUGACUUCAAACAGAAUGUUGGGGCUGCACCUAUCCGGACAGUGGAUGUCUAUAACGUGCUUUGCCGCAUAUUGGGAGUGGAACCUCUACCAAAUAACGGGUCCUGGUCUCGGGUGAGGGACCUCCUGAAUGGCUGCGGUGGUCCACACGUUCCCCUAACCCAGCUGACCUGCUGGAUGGCUUUGUUUGGAACCCUGCUGGCACUGUGGCAAUGAAAGGUGUCUUAAUGUCUAUAGUGAGAAGUCAUCAGGAACACCAAAUCAUGAAUCUUGAGCCGUGCUCUAAUUUCAUUACACUUUAAUUUACACUGGGAUUUUAUAUACAGUGGGGCAAAAAAGUAUUUAGUCAGCCACCGAUUGUGCAAGUUCUCCCACUUAAAAUGAUGACAGAGGUCUGUAAUUUUCAUCAUAGGUACACUUCAACUGUGAGAGACAGAAUGUGAAAAAAAAUCCAGGAAUUCACAUUGUAGGAAUUAUAAAGAGUUUAUUUGUAAAUUAUUGUGGAAAAUAAGUAUUUGGUCAACCAUUUAAAGCUCUCACUGAUGGAAGGAGGUUUUGGCUCAAAAUCUCACGAUACAUGGCCCCAUUCAUUCUUUCCUUAACACGGAUCAAUCAUCCUGUCCCCUUAGCAGAAAAACAGCCCCAAAGCAUGAUGUUUCCACCCCAAUGCUUCACAGUAGGUAGGGUGUUCUUGGGAUGCAACUCAGUAUUCUUCUUCCUCCAAACACGACGAGUUGAGUUUAUACCAAAAUGGAUACAUGGAUGAUACAGCAGAGGAUUGAGAGAAUGCCAUGUGGUCAGAUUAAACUAAAAUAGAACUUUUUGGUAUAAACUCAACUCGUCGUGUUUGGAGUACACAAUUUUAUAUAUGAUAUCAGAAAAGAGGGCUCUUUUUUUUUUAGAUGAGCUGAUGAUUUCGAGGACAUUUUGACUAAAAUAUAAUUAUCCAGCAGUAUUCUCAUACCCUUGAAUUCAGAGCUUUUUUGGAUUUCGAAGAUACACUGGUAUGAAUAAAUUACAUAAGCAUUUGUCUUUUAUUUGUAUGGUAAAUAGUAGCUCAUAUAGGUUGGGGAAGGGGGUGAUUUAUGCCCGAGUAACAUGCUUUAUCAGUAUAUACCAUGAAUUGAUUAACGUGGACCCCGACUUAAACAAGUUGAAAAACUUAUUCGGGUGUUACCAUUUAGUGGUCAAUUGUACGGAAUAUGUACUGUACUGUGCAAACUACUAAUAAAAGUAUCAAUCAAUCAAUCAAUAACGGGUCAAUCCCUGCUUCGAAAAGCUGAGUACUACAAAAUAUUUUCUUUGUAGCCAUUAAUCCUGAACUUUCUCAUUUAAGUUAAAAUAGAUAGUCCUGGGUUCAAUCACGGGCUCGGGAUCUUUCUGUGUGGAGUUUGCAUGUUCUCCCCGUGAAUGCGUGGGUUCCUUCCGGGUACUCCGGCUUCCUCUCACCCUCCAAAGACAUGCACCAGGGGAUAGGUUGAUUGGCAACACAAAAUUGGCCAUAGUGCAGUGGUUCUUAACCUGGGUUCGAUCAAACCCUAGGGCAUGGGUGUCAAACUCUGGCCCGCGGGCCAAACUCGGCCCGCCGUUUAAUUUCAUUUGGCCCUUGAGGCAAUAUCAAAUUAACCUUAGAGCUGGCCCGCCGGUAACACCACAUUCACCGCUAAUACUCAUACUUACAAUUUUCCCAGGAGACUCCCGAAGUUUAGUGCCCUUCCCGAAAAUCUCCCUGGCUAACCAUUCUCCCGAUUUCCACCCGGACAACAAUAUCGGGAGCGUGCCUUAAAGGCACUGCCAUUAGCGUCCUCUACAACAUGCCGUCACGUCCUCUUUUCCUCCAUGUAAACAGCAUGCUGGCCAAGUCACAUAAUAUAUGCGGCUUUCACACACACAUACUUGGUCAACAGCCAUACAGCUCACACUGAGGGUGGCCGUAUAAAAAACUUUACCAUUGUUACAAAUAUGCGCCACACUGUGAACCCACACCAAACAAGAAUGACAAAACACAUUUCGGGAGAACACCUGCACCAUAACACAACAUAAACACAACAGAACAAAUACCCAGAACCCCUUGCAGCACUAACUCUUCCGGAACGCUACAAUAUACACCCCCGCUACUACCAAACCCCGCCCACCUCAUUUUUAUUUUAUUUUUGAAUUUAUUAGCCUGUGGAAAAAGUUAAUGUUGAUAUUUACCUGAGAAGGCUGCAAAUAGAAAAGAAGCGUUCAUUUUUUAAAAUAAAUUUUAUUUAAUAUACCACUGAUGUUUUUUGAAAGUUGAUUUUGCACUAUUACGUUAUAUAAGCUCUGCCUGUUCCAUGGGAGGAAGCCCAAAUACCCGGAGGGGACCCACGCAGUCCCGUGGAGAACAUGCAAACUCCACACAGAAAGAUCCCGAGGAUUACUCAGGACCUUCGUAUUGUGAGGCAGAUGCACCAACCCCUGUUCCACCAUGCUGCCCUAUUUAAGCCUUGGUUGUUCAAUAUUCAUUGCAAAACUUGUUUGGGUCCCUAUUAAAAGGUUAAUUUUUUAAACCUUGGCUCAGUUUUAAAUUUUGGCACACUCUGUAUUUGAGUUUGACACCCCUGGCCUAGGGGUUUGGCGGAGCCUGCGCAGCGGAGGUCGAGACACGCCCAACUCGAAAUGUAAAUAAUAAAUUCUCUCUAUCGGCGUAUUAUGGAUAUCCUUAAACAAUGUUCUCUCUAAUUUUCCAUCUGAUUUGCAGAUGUGUAAUUUGUUGUGAGUUUAUGCGUUGGUUUUGCUCUUUGAACAAGGGGAUGGAUGUUCAUGCACAGUUCAUUUUGUGCACCAGUAAAAAAAACAUAACUGUCUUUAAUUACAAUUUUUAAUUUAUUUAUUUAUUCACUAAAGGCUUCGGUGAAUGCACAUAUGAAAUUGUUGGGGUUCGGUACAUCCAAUAAGGUUAAGAACCACUGCCCUAGUGUGUGAAUGUGAGUGUGAAUGUUGUCUGUCUAUCUGUGUUGGCCCUGUGAUGAGGUGGCGACUUGUCCAGGUCGUACCCCACCUUCCAACCGAAUGCAGCUGAGAUAGGCUCAAGCGACCCCAAUUAUUAUCUAUUUCACUAACUGUUUCUUUGCUAUCACUUUUACGAUCAUAUUUGUACAUAUCGUAUGUGCUGGUGUUGUUCUAUUGUUGUUUUUGUUGUAUUUGAUGUUGUUGUUUUUGUCUCUCUGUCUAAUCCCCCUCUUGUCCCCACAAUUUCUCCCUCUGUCUUCCUUUUUUUCUCUUUCUAUCCCCUCCUGCUCCGGCCCGGCUGCACCAAAUGAUAAUAUAAAUACAUUUAAUCAAGUCAAACUCAAAUAAGGCAACAAGAGAAGUAUCUCACACUUCUCUUUUGUAAAGUAAAUCUGAAUAGCCGAUAUGGGCAUCGACAUCAACUAUAUGAUUUGCCUGAGAAGCUGGACAGGACAAAAAAUAAGAAAAAAAGAAACAAAAACACAAGUGACAAGCGGUAGAAAAUGGGUGCAUGUAUAGUUUUGUAGAUUAAAAUGUUUUAUAUAACAAGUUAGUGUUGGUGACCAAUUUAAAUGUUUUAUCAUUUGUUGAAAAUUUUACAAAAAAAGGUUUAUAUUUUAAAUAAGGAUGUAUUUUUCCCUGAAUUUCAGGCAAACUGAUGCACUUCAAAUCUUGUCAGUUACAGACUGAAAAACAAACACAAAUAAUGUUGUUUUUUUGAAAGUUUAACAAUAUUUCUUUUUUUGUUUGUUUUAUUUAAUUUUUGAUAAGGAUACAAUAUUAUGCAGAGGUGUACUUGUAACAAAUUUAUAGACACAUUUUUUUGAAAAGUGUGAAGUUAUUUCAGGAGAACAUGCAAACUACAAACACAAAUAUAUUGCAACCAAGACUGAACUCGGGUCUUCUGUCAGUGAAACAGAAAUUGGUUUUGGUGUGCAGAGACUCGCCUACCAGGCCUAUGCAGUACACAUUGUGGGAGUAUAAAAUGGGAUUUUCCAAGUUUUAGUAGUACGGUGGAAGAGGGGUUAGUGCAUGUGCCUCACAAUACGAAGGUCCUGAGUAGUCUUGAGUUCAAUCCCGAUCUUUCUGUGUGGAGUUUGCAUGUUCUCCCCGUGACUGCGUGGGUUCCCUUCGGGUACUCCGGCUUCCUCCCACUUCCAAAGACAUGCACCUGGGGAUAGGUUGAUUGGCAACACUAAAAUUGGCCCUAGUGUGUGAAUGUUGUCUGUCUCUCUGUGUUGGCCCUGCGAUGAGUUAGCGACUUGUCCAGGGUGUAACCCGCCUUUCACCCGAAUGCAGCUGAGAUAGGCUUCAGCACCCCCCGCGAACCCAAAAGGGACAAGCGGUAGAAAAUGGAUGGAUGGAUGGAUGGAUAGUUCACCCAAAUUAACGUUUCUAUUUUCAAGCCCCUUUCAUGAAACUUUCACACAAAAGUGACACCAAAACACAGAAAAAAAAGAUUUAAUUUGUUAUUCACUGCACCUCGUAUGUACACCACAAAUUUUCCAAGGCAAUACAAAAUAGAACAAACACAUACAACAUAAGUGUGUGAGAUAUUAGAUGAAUCCGCUACCAGAAAUGAAGCCUUUCUUGCUUUCCUUGCUGCAGCACAUGGAUCUCCUCAUAUCGGCUGCUUCUUCACUACCAGUGACAUCGUUUUUGGUAGUGAUGAGAAAAUAAACAAUAAUCAAAUGGCAAUGCAAAUGAAAAAUUCUGAAAAAAAGGAUAAUUGUUAAAAGUUUUAAGAUCAAGUUAAAAGAUGCUGACACAUCACUUGCUUUAAAACACCCAAAAGAAAGACUUAAAAAUCCAUUGACCGCCAGAAAAGUUUGGUUUUAGUAGCUUGUGUGAUGAAAGAAAUAUUUGCCUUAAGCACAGAUGAACACAUUUCGUUUAGUCGAUGUUGGAUGCGCUUACGAUUUCAAAGUGGUUUAUAUUCCUUAAAAGUAUGAGCUCCUGAAGGAAGCACUUGCACAAACUGCUACAUUGCCUCUUUUCUGAGUACGAAACACAUCGCAGUGUCCCCGUCUCUAUCUGAGCGAGGAGCAUCACGGCCACCAUGGAAAGGAAACAAAAAUACAACUAUGAGAAUAAAUUCAUGGAAUGACAAGAUGCCAACAUA
Messenger RNA from Nerophis ophidion (straightnose pipefish), 6279 nucleotides. It is a transcript of the gene enpp6, whose product is annotated as ectonucleotide pyrophosphatase/phosphodiesterase 6. The transcript has 8 exons. The coding region runs from base 72 to 1397 and encodes 441 amino acids. NCBI's taxonomy places the organism in Eukaryota, Metazoa, Chordata, Actinopteri, Syngnathiformes, Syngnathidae. The record is from RefSeq and is a predicted model, not a curated record.